AUGAAGAUAUUGGCCCACUCAUUUGAUCAAUCCCUUGGUGGAAGAGAUUUUGAUGAAGUUCUGUUUCGGUAUUUUGCUAUGACAUUCAAGGAAGAGUACAAGACUGAUGUUUUCCAGAAUGCAAGGGCUUGCAUUAGGCUUUGCGCUGCUUGUGAAAAGUUGAAGAAGGUUCUGAGUGCAAAUGCAGAGGCACCUCUGAAUAUAGAGUGCUUGAUGGAGGAAAAGGAUGUUAAAGGCUGCAUCCAGAGGGAGAAAUUUGAACAACUUAGUGUUUCACUUCUUUCAAGUGUAACGGAGCCACUAGAGAAGGCUCUUCUAGAUGUUGGACUUUCAGUUACGGAUAUCCAUGUUGUUGAGGUUAUCGGUUCAGGGUCUCGUGUCCCUGCUGUGACCAGGAGACUAAAGAAAUUCUUUGGAAAAGAGUCGAGCCAUACUAUGAAGGCCAUCGAGUGUGUUGCCAAAGGUUGUGCUCUACAAUGUGCAAUUGUUAGUCCCACAUUUAAAGUGCGACAGUUCCAGCUUUUGGAAAAAGAUGUUGAAGUACCAUUUGUAAAAGAGUCUGCCAAAGAAGCUACUGAGAUGGAGAUUGAUGAAGCUUCAGCAGAUGGUGUUCCUCCUUCUAGUAUCAUGGAAAACGAUGUGACCACAGGUGCCGGUAAUGUUCUUGUGGCUGAAAAUGGUGUUUCAAAAACUAGAGACAUGCCUGUUCAGAUGAGAACAUAUGUUGAAGUUACGGAUUCACCGUGGAGGGUCGUGUCCUCAUUAGAGGAUGCACAAUAA
Ilex paraguariensis (yerba mate) is the source of this 780-nucleotide messenger RNA. The record is from the annotation of a GenBank genome assembly. Lineage: Eukaryota; Viridiplantae; Streptophyta; Magnoliopsida; Aquifoliales; Aquifoliaceae.